This is a messenger RNA of Paramecium sonneborni, 984 nucleotides long. NCBI's taxonomy places the organism in Eukaryota, Ciliophora, Oligohymenophorea, Peniculida, Parameciidae. The record is from the annotation of a GenBank genome assembly.
AUGAAGAGAACUUUAAUACUAAUUGCUUUGGUCAGCUUAGCAAGUUGCCAAAUCAGUAAAAGUUAAGACUGCACUUGUGCAUAACUUUUAACCUUAGGAGAUUGUGGGAGAAAUUCUAAAUGCACUUGGAAUUUAACAAAAUUGGUUUGUGAGCUACCAUCAAAUACAGGAACAGGUACUGGUACUGGUACAGGAACAGGAACUGUGACUAAGAAUUAUGGAAAAUCACUUUAUUGUGAAGGUUUAGCACAAACAGAAUGCCUUGAUAAAUAUGAAUGUGCUUGGUUAGAUAAUAAAUGUACAUUUUUCACAAGUUGUACACCUUUUGAGAAAGCAACAAAAGAUGAGUGUUAAGCAAUUUCAAAAAGAUGCAUAACAGAUGGAACAAUUUGUGUAGAAAUAGAUAUUUGUGAUAGUUACUCAACUUCAAUAUCAUGUGUUUAAAGUAAGACCAGUUAUUGUGUUUGGGAUGAACCAACCAAAAAAUGUUCUAAUGUGACUGAAUGUAGUUAAUUACCAACAGAUUUGAAAACAGAUGCUGAAUGUAGAAAAUAAUUAAAGAAUGAAUGUACUGCAAAAGAUGGAGGAGGAUGUGUAGAAUCUGGAACUAAUUGUGAAGAUUAAAAAUAAGAAGUUGGAUGUGUAACAAAUAAAGCAAGAACAGUAUAAUGUUUUUGGGGAGAUGGAAAAUGUUUUGAAAAAAAAUGUGAAUUUGCUUUGACUUCUAACAAAACUCAUGCUGAUUGUUAGAAAUUCUCUGAUAAGUGCACUGCUAAAAAAGAUGGAGGUUGUGUUGAUAUUAAGACAUGUUAAGAUGGAUAAAUUCUAGAAGGAUGCAAAAUUGAUAAUGCAGGAAAAGAUUGCUUUUGGGUAGCUACAGAAAACAAAUGUAAAGAUAAGACUUGUGUAAAUGCACCAAAUACAAUGAAAACAAAUUCAGAUUGUAAAUAAUAUUUGCCUAAAUGUAUAACAAAUGGUUAAUGA